CUUCUGCCUCGCACCUCACGCGAGAUCUCCAUCAACCAUGGAUCUCUCUAGUCUUACUCGGCCCGCCGUGCUAUGCCAAUGCUCACGUUGCUCGAGCUCGCUUGCCGUCCUGGAGAACGAGUGGGCCAAGUUGUCAAACUCGUAUUCAGUCGUCGCAGGAUGGCUUAGCGUCAACCUAAACCGGAUCUUGAUCUCCUCAGAACGAAAGCAGAUACCCCAGACAUCUGAGUUGAGCCUCUUGCGGGGGCGCAUUCUACAAGAGAUUGGUUGCAAGCUGUGCCAGCUGAAAGUUGGGGUGCUAUGUGCGCUAGAUAAUGGCCCGAAUAUAUUCUGGAAAAUGUCCAAGGUGUCGUUUAGAGAGAUUGUGACUAUGAGGACCGUGGAACCAGUAUUGAAGGAAGGAAUAGUCGAAUGGCUUCUUCAGCUGCCAUCGAAGGAUGAGGCUAAUUCCGGGUUGGGUGGGAACAGGAUAUCUGGACAAGAGACUUUGGUUCGGACAAGUUCUCUGGAAGAUGGUGGAUCUGGCCAGUCCGUGCAGCAGAUUCAACACCAGGCUACGAGUAUCGAUCAGAUCUCGAGCUCCGUCUGUGGCCUGCAGGAUUCCAUGGCCGAGCUAAAAUCCGCCUUUACAGCGCUUCGUAUCGAAUUGAAUGGCUCCGGCCUGGACGGUGGACACAGCAACUUCGAAAUGGUUUCUACAGUAUUAAAGGAGCUCAGAUGCAAGUCCGAGGAGAUUGAAAAGCUGAAGUUGGAAAUCGAGGCAUUGAAGUUUAAAAACAGAUACAUGGAGGAACAAGCUCUAAGGCAAUCUUCAUCUUCCAUAGUUACCGACGGAGCACUUCCCGAAAUAGGAAGUCAUGGCCUCUUGCUACAGAGUAGCCGAAAACGCCCUUGGCCGGACUCAUCUCCAUCUGGCCGUACACAACCGAUUGCAGACUCAUUCGAUGAUGGCGAAGAUGACAGUCUCUCAGAUGAUGGUCUCCUGACAGAUGCACGCUUUCUGCCAAUGAAGAUUCCUUUGAAGGACCCAGGCCUGAUAACUCCUGUAACAGAUGAAGCAGCGGAUGUUCAAUCACAGUUGGAGUUUCCAAGACCUCAGAAUAAUACCCAGUCAAAACUUCACCCCCACUCUAAUAGCGCAACAGACACUCAGCAUUCGAGCCCACACCAAGUUGUUUCCAAACGCCCACGUCUCUCCCAGCCGGUCGAUAUCGCAGCUAGUGAUAAGAUUCCAGAGAAAAGAAGGCCAGGGCGGCCGAGGAAAUCGAUAAGCCGAGUUCCGAAACCGGAUACCUUUCAUACGCCAAAGCCAUCGCCGAGAGGCGAGCAAAAUGGCAACACCAGCAUCGGUAGCCAGAAGGGUGAUGCAAUGGUGAACCCGAGCCCCAGUGAACUUGCAAGGCCGAACAGCCAUCGCGCACCCAAUUCCCACCCCAGGAAUCUGCGCAGCCGAUCCAGGGCCCCAUCACGUUCGAUGCCCAGUUCACAGGCGGAAAUAGGCGGGAAUAAUGCGUCAGAACGGAACUCGGCGACUCCGCCCACGAGCAAUAUUGAGCGAGAAUCUUUGCCCUUAUCUCAAAUAGAAAAGGUCUCCAUACAGGUCGCAUCUGCAAAUGAAAAUUCGCAAAACAUGUCAGAAGGCCCGCAGGGAAAUGUCAAAAUGCAGGAAGCACACAGGUCUCAAGUUGCCUCAAGGGAUCUCUUGGUGAAGCUGGCCAUGCAGCGUGAAGAGGCGAUGGAAACAGAGGAAAGUCGGUGAAACGGAUGAUAUAAUGGAUGGUCUGUCCUGUCCAGAAUGAACGUUUCCCUCUCAAUACAUUUUGUAUUUUGCAAGUUGGGACAUAUUCGCUUUUCUGGAAGAUAUCUCCCAUAACAUGGUUACCCAUGAAGACCAUGUUUCAAAUGAAACCAAAGUGCCCAGCAUUUGGGAAAGCACAACUGUGAUGAACGCAUACGCUCAGAGAGAAUGCAGUCCUUAUGGUGCCAAGCCAAAUCAGGUCCGCCUUCACUACGAAAGCCGAAAUUGCCCAAUUGGGACAUUGGUCUUUGGGUUCACUCCAGCAUCCCUAGCAUUCAUGCUUGCAUAUCAUCUGUGUCUGUGGACAUAGCUACAAUAUAGGAAGCAUUUGAUUAAUAGGUACGAGGGAACAUCAGGUGUCCUCUGCCAAAUCAACCCAUGUCCUGUAUAAGGAGCAUGCGCACAAACCUGUACAGUAGAAAGCAAUGUUCAUAUCCAAGAACAAAGCUAUGUGAUGACUUUCUGUGGAUGCUGCUGGAACUAGGAAUAGCUCUUGAUCUUUGUACGUCAUUUAGUCUACUAGGCAAUCUGGACAAUCCUUAUUCCAA
This is a messenger RNA of Monascus purpureus, 2346 nucleotides long. NCBI's taxonomy places the organism in Eukaryota, Fungi, Ascomycota, Eurotiomycetes, Eurotiales, Aspergillaceae. The record is from the annotation of a GenBank genome assembly.